Molecule: messenger RNA, 1062 nt
Organism: Oryza brachyantha (malo sina)
Lineage: Eukaryota; Viridiplantae; Streptophyta; Magnoliopsida; Poales; Poaceae
Product: probable high-affinity nitrate transporter-activating protein 2.2
Exons: 2
Coding region: 86-784 (232 amino acids)
Biological process (GO): response to nitrate; nitrate transmembrane transport
Cellular component (GO): plasma membrane
Molecular function (GO): nitrate transmembrane transporter activity
Source: RefSeq, a predicted model, not a curated record
UUGAACUCACAGCUAUCAUCUCCUUCCACGAGUCAACUCAAUCAAGGACGUACACCUAUAUGUAUAUAGCUCCCGCUCCAAUCCAAUGGCCAUCUCCUCCGGACACAUCUCACAGUCACAGGUCGCCCUCCCGCGCGCGCGCGCGUGCCGCUCGUUCGAUCGAUCUCCUCGGCGACAGAUGGCUCGGCUUCUGGUGGUUAAUCUCCGCGUGCUGCUGCUCGUUCUUGGGGCUUGGACGGCGCCGGCGGCGGCCGCCGGGGUGCGGCUCUCCGCGCUCGCGAGGACGCUCGUCGUCGAGGCGUCGCCCCGGGCCGGGCAAGUGCUGCACGCCGGCGAGGACGCCAUCACCGUGACGUGGUCGCUGAACGCGACGGCGGCGGCGCCCGGGGCGGACGCCGGCUACAGGGCGGUGAAGGUGAGCCUCUGCUACGCGCCGGCGAGCCAGGUCGACCGCGGGUGGCGCAAGGCCCACGACGACCUGAGCAAGGACAAGGCGUGCCAGCUCAAGAUCGCCCAGGAGCCGUACGCCGCCGCCGGCGGCAAGCUCGCGUACACGGUGGAGCGCGACGUCCCGGCCGCGUCGUACUGCGUGCGCGCCUACGCGCUCGACGCGUCCGGGGCGCAGGUGGCCUACGGCGAGACGGCGCCCUCGGCCUGCUUCGCCGUCGCGGGCGUCACCGGCAUCACCACGCCGGUCGAGAUCGCCGCUGCCGUGCUCUCCGCGUUCUCCGUCGCCGCGCUCGCCGUCUUCUUUGUCCUCGAGAACAGGAAGAAGACCGAGUGAUUGCUUGCAAGUAGUUGCAAGUCAGCUUGUACUCAGACUGUAUUGCAUUUUUCCCAUUUUUAAGAAGGUAUUAUGUGGUGUCACUGUUUUCUAUAUAAAAAUAAGUGUAACUGUGCAGUGUAUUCAAGUAUCUAUCGCGUCUGGAACAUACGAAUUAGGAUACACGGUAGCAUAUGCUACAAUAUCUAAAGCACGGUGUCUAUAGUAUUUAUGCCACUAUUUAUGGUAUUUUUACUGGUCCACUGUAUAAACAGCUUCUGUACGCUGUAAUGCAGACG